Molecule: messenger RNA, 2443 nt
Organism: Oryza sativa Japonica Group (Japanese rice)
Lineage: Eukaryota; Viridiplantae; Streptophyta; Magnoliopsida; Poales; Poaceae
Product: exocyst complex component EXO70C1
Biological process (GO): exocytosis
Cellular component (GO): exocyst
Molecular function (GO): phosphatidylinositol-4,5-bisphosphate binding
Source: RefSeq, a predicted model, not a curated record
UCAAAAUCAUGGCGUCCCUCAACUUCCGCGCCCCACCCCUACUCUCUCUCUAACCUCUCCAUUCUCUCUCUCUCUCUCCUCUCGAUCUCUCGCUUUGCAUGCAUCGCGACCCGUCCCGCCAUUGACCGUUGCACCGAUCGAUCGAUCGAUCAACUCCGGCGGCAAGAAUGGAUAGGAUCCCGCCGCAGAAGUCGAGCAGCUUCUCGCCGGCGACGUUCCGGGAGGAGAGGCUCGGCCGGAACCUCUCCCUCGGCGCCAUCAAGAUCAGCGAGCAUGCCCCCGCUGUGCGCGUCAAGGAGGAGGCCGAGGAAGGUCGCGGCGGCGUCGACAAUGCCGGCGCCGGCGAGGGCGAGGGUGCUGCCGGAGAGGAGGCGGCGCCGCCCGAGGAGGCCGCGGAGCCGGACCUAGCCAUGCUGUCGGCGGAGGUGGACGCGUUCCUCGCCGGGAGGGAGGGCGACGCGCCGACGAGCAUCUCGGAGGUGACGCUCGACAAGUUCGCGUCCGCCGUCGAGCAGGAGAUGGCGCAGUCGGAAGGCGACGACGAUAAGUGGGCGGUGGGCGAGAAUGGCGAGGCGGCGCCGCUCCUCGCCGCGAUCAGGCGCAUCUCCGCGCUGGCGGCGGCGCUCACCGCGGUCCCCGAGGGGAGCAAGUUCACCAUCGGGGUGCACCGCGUCACCGGCGUGCUCCACCGCGCCAUGGCGUUCGUCGAGGACGAGUUCCACACGAUGCUCGAGGACCCCCGCGUCGCCAAGGCGGCGCAGAACGGCGACACGAGGAGCGCCACCGGCAAGUCCAUGAGGCGUGGCCCGUCGUUCAACCAUGCGGGUGGCGAUCCCGCGUCGGACGGCGGCGGCGGCGGCGGCGGCGGUGGAGACACCCCCCCGCCGUUCCCACCCGAGACCGUGGACCGGCUCCGCGCCAUGGCGGACGCCAUGAUCGCCGUGGGGUACAUGACGGAGUGCACCCAGGUGUUCCUGGUGGCUCGCCGGAACGCGCUGGACGCGUCGCUGCAGAACCUCGGGUACGAGAAGGCGAGCAUCGACGACGUGGUGAGGAUGGCGUGGGAGUCGCUGGAGUCGGACGUGGCGACGUGGAUCAAGGCGUUCCACCACACCAUCAACGUCGGCCUCUCCGCCGAGCACGACCUCUGCGCCCGCGUGUUCGCCGGCUGCGACGCCGCCGUCGGCCGCGCCAUCUUCGUCGACCUCGCCCGCUGCGCCAUGCUCCAGAUGCUCAACUUCACCGAGGCCGUCGCCAUGACGAAGCGCGCCGCCGAGAAGCUCUUCAAGGUGCUCGACAUGUACGAGGCCGUCCGCGACGCCGCCCCCGUCAUCGACGCCUUCAUCGCCGCCUGCUCCACCACCGACGCCGCCGCCGACGAACCCGACACCACCACCGACGCCCUCACCGACAUAAAAACCGAGCUCGCCUCCGUCCGUUCCCGCCUCGGCGAGUCCGCCGCCGCCAUCUUCUGCGACCUGGAGAGCUCCAUCCGCGCCGACGCCGGCAAGCAACCGGUCCCGGGCGGCGCGGUGCACCCACUCACCCGCUACCUAAUGAACUACCUCAAGUACGCAUGCGAGUACAAGAACACCCUAGAGCAAGUCUUCCAUGAGCACCACCGCACCGACAUCGACGCCGACGACGAGGGCAGCGACCCGUUCGCGGCGCAGCUGAUGGAGGUGAUGGAGCUCCUCCACGACAAUCUAGAAGCCAAAUCCCGACUCUACAAGGACCCGGCGCUCUGCAGCAUCUUCCUGAUGAACAACGGCCGGUACAUGCUGCAGAAGAUCCGGGGAUCGCCGGAGAUCAACGCGGUGGUCGGCGAGGCGUGGUCGAGGAAGCGGUCGACGGACCUGAGGCAGUACCACAAGAACUACCAGCGGGAGACGUGGAGCCGCGUGCUGACGCUGCUCCGCGACGACGGGGUGAUCACGGUGAAGGGGUCGGUGCAGAAGCCGGUGCUCAAGGAGAGGUUCAAGCAAUUCAACGCAGCCAUGGACGAGAUCCAGAGGACGCAGGGCGCGUGGGUGGUGAGCGACGAGCAGCUGCAGUCGGAGCUCAGGGUGUCGAUCGCCGCCGUCGUCGUGCCGGCGUACAGGUCGUUCCUGGGGAGGUUCUCGCAGAGCUUCAGCGCCGGGAGGCAGGCGGAGAAGUACAUCAAGCUCUCCGCCGAGGACCUCGAGGCCAUCAUCGACGAGCUCUUCGACGGCAACGCCGUAUCCAUGCCAAGAAGGAGAAAUUGAAAUUGAUUUGAUUUGAUUGGUUAAGCUAGCCAUAAAUCCUGAUAUGAUGAUUAAUUGACACACGCUGUUGCAUCCAUCCAUCCAUCGAGUGAGGAAAAAAAAACUCGCUCGUUAAUUCUUGCAGUUGAAUAUUUGAGCAAUAUAUGAACUUGUAUUAUUAUUAUUUCUUGUUGAUUAAUUUUUUGUUUGGUAAAUUA